AUGUUGAACUCCGAUCAGACUGACCUAGACCUGAACCCCAGCUCUUCGGAAAGCGAGUCGGUGCUGUCCGAUGCUCGGGGAGGCUGCGUGCGGGACAAGCCAGAUGAGGCCGAAGGCAAGCGGGGAGUCCAGCAGACACUGAGCCGGGAAGAGAAGCGCCGCCGGCGGCGAGCCACUGCCAAGUACCGCACGGCUCACGCAACCCGGGAGCGCAUCAGGGUGGAGGCCUUCAACGUGGCGUUCGCAGAACUUCGCAAACUGCUGCCAACUCUGCCCCCCGAUAAAAAGCUCUCCAAAAUCGAGAUCCUCCGCCUGGCCAUCUGUUACAUUUCCUACCUGAACCAUGUCCUGGAUGUCUAG
Molecule: messenger RNA, 360 nt
Organism: Carcharodon carcharias (great white shark)
Lineage: Eukaryota; Metazoa; Chordata; Chondrichthyes; Lamniformes; Lamnidae
Gene: nhlh2
Product: nescient helix loop helix 2
Exons: 1
Coding region: 1-360 (119 amino acids)
Biological process (GO): regulation of transcription by RNA polymerase II
Molecular function (GO): RNA polymerase II cis-regulatory region sequence-specific DNA binding; DNA-binding transcription factor activity, RNA polymerase II-specific; protein dimerization activity
Source: RefSeq, a predicted model, not a curated record